AUGGCUCAUCAAGAAAUCUCGCCAGCCGUCCUCUACUUGGGGCACCCCGGUGGUGUUGAUCAGCAGUACGAAUCCAGAUGGCAGCACAUACCUGGGUUCGAUGAGCCUUGCCUGAUGGCUGGGUUCAGGGGCCGUUCUGGGUCUCGACGCCUCUUAGCAGACCACACAGAACAUGCUACGCACGAAGCAGACAAUAUAGCUGCCAAUGUCAACGCCAUAGCCAGGACCACUGGCACGGAUCCCGUCCCGGAAUCGAAGCAGGGAAGGCGUUAUACGUUCGUCAAAGACAAGUUCAAACGAGCAGGCUUGACGCCGCUUCCCUCCCAAAAGGUCACGCCGUCAGGCGUCAAGGAGUGUCCUGUGGUCAUGGAAGCUGAAGUGAUCGCCGUCCACGACAUGUUCGGUGGAGGGGGUUGCAGGGGCUGGCCGUUGCGGUUUGAAGUCAGGAUUCUGCUGCUCAGCAUUCAUCAAGAACUGAGGCUCAACGGGCAUCGCAACCGCGUGGAUGCAGACAAAUGGAAGCCAAUGAUCAUGAUGUUCUCUGACCUUUAUGGCUUGAGAGACGGGAAGUUGGAACCUUCGAGAUUGGCUGAGAUCGAGGAGGAGGAGAUGUACAGGCCGUUGAUGGACACGAAGGGCGAACGGGAGGAGGAGUCGUAUAAUGGCGUUGCUGAACAUGUCGUGGGGUUAACUGCCUCGCAGCAGGAGAACGACGGAGAUAUGACGGAGGGUACUGUCAAGUUGUUGGAGCAGGUUGGCGAAAUGAUAUAG
Molecule: messenger RNA, 771 nt
Organism: Cladophialophora yegresii CBS 114405
Lineage: Eukaryota; Fungi; Ascomycota; Eurotiomycetes; Chaetothyriales; Herpotrichiellaceae
Exons: 2
Coding region: 1-771 (256 amino acids)
Source: RefSeq, a predicted model, not a curated record